Molecule: messenger RNA, 1532 nt
Organism: Chara braunii
Lineage: Eukaryota; Viridiplantae; Streptophyta; Charophyceae; Charales; Characeae
Source: the annotation of a GenBank genome assembly
GCGCCUGUUGCGCUAGAAUGGUUGUGCUUUUCCGUGAGUGGACCUGUGUUCACACGUAAGCGACCAUGACAGCACGAGAGAGGGGGUCUGAGGGUGGCAGGAUGCGCGUGCAUGCACGUGUCGGUGUGUGCGUGCACGGGUGCGUCUGUUAGUUGUGUGUGUGUGUGUGUGUGUGUGUGUGUGUGAGAGAGAGAGAGAGAGAGAGAGAGAGAGAGAGAGAGAGAGAGAGAGAGAGAGAGAGAGAGAUGGCGUCUCUGGGAAGAAUCGUGUACGAAGGAGAGGUGAUGGCUGGCGCGCGAUUCAUAGGCCAGUCGGUCGCGCCGGUGAUGCCACUUGGGGAGCCUCAUCCCACGAGCAGGUUCAACUACAAAGACCGACCUUGCCGCGAUGUCGGAUUUCUGGUCCGUCGAAGUCCACCUCUGUGCCUUAACCUGGGCGGGUUUUCUCCCGCCAUAGCCAGCAAUGAGUCGAAGGUGAGAGAAGGACAACAACCUUGUGUUUACGGGAGGACACUGACUAGUCGCCAUAGCCACAACCACAACCAUAGCCAUAGCAAAGGCAGCGGCAGCAGCAGCGGCAGAAGAAGGUUUACGGGAGGGAUAACUCCACCGGCGCCCACUAUGGCGGUGAGGGCGGAGGACGGCAGCCAUAGCCAUGAUGGGGACGAGCCGGAAGACCUCGACCGCAAGUCGAUAGAUGAUCCGGCAGUGGCAGAUGAAUUGGCCCGGGAAUUCGCUCGUCUAAUCAACGAAAAGCAAACUUCUCGCCCUUUCGAAGUCAGGCCUUCAGCAUUGUUGCCCCCUACAGCUGUAGUUGAAGCACUGGUCCGACCUCCCGUCACAGCUGCACGGUCAUGGGAAGCAGCGGAGAGAUGGUUGAGACUCGAGGAGUUUUCGGCUGUUCUUCAUCAACCUCCUUAUUCGGCAAUCAUUGGCUGCUGUCACUGGGAGGUUGCUUCUCCUCUGCAGUUCCAUGGUCCUGGCGACAAGAGAGCAGUUCAAGCUGUAAAGAUCACAUCGAGUUCGCGAGCGGAAAGUGGGACGGGGAAGGGGGAGGGGGAGGGGGAGGGAAUGGUCAGAGAGGAGGAACGGACUUUUGUGUACACGUUCUGCCUCGAGAAGGUGGAAGCUGGUGCCUACAGAGGCUGCUGGAUGGUAGUGGGGGCAAGAGUGGGAGAUUACGCAAAUGUCUAGAGCUUGAAAACGAAAAUGCUUUUUCUUUAAGUUCUUUACCAUUGUCGUUCCCAGACUUCCUUUUUUUGGUUUGGUGGGUGUUUUGCUGGCUUGCGAUGGGGUGUGAACCUGCAGUCUGUAGAGUCUUCCGUCUGCUGUGGGUGAGUGAUAGUCUGCUUUGAUUUUCGUUGCAAGUGCCUUGCGGGCAGCGGGUGGUGGUCCCCCGCUGCCCGCAAGGUGGGGGGUGCUCCCGACCUGCAGGUGGUGAUGCUUUCACUAUAAGGCACGCCUCCAUGGCAAAAAAAAAAAAAAACAGAAAAAAAGUGUCUAACAACAUAUUAUAUCGGAGUGUACCAAGAG